AUGAACUCUACCCAUCACCAUGGAAUGCACACUUCUCUCCACUUCUGGAACCACAGCACCUACGGACUGCACAGCAAUGCCAGUGAGUCCCUUGCAAAAGGCUACUCGGACGGAGGGUGCUACGAGCAACUUUUUGUCUCUCCUGAGGUGUUUGUGACUCUGGGUGUCAUAAGCUUGUUGGAGAAUAUUCUGGUGAUUGUGGCAAUAGCCAAGAACAAGAAUCUGCAUUCACCCAUGUACUUUUUCAUCUGCAGCCUGGCUGUGGCUGAUAUGUUGGUGAGCGUUUCCAACGGGUCAGAAACCAUUGUCAUCACCCUACUAAACAGCACGGACACGGACGCACAAGGUUUCACAGUGAAUAUUGACAAUGUCAUUGACUCGGUGAUCUGUAGCUCCUUGCUUGCAUCAAUUUGCAGCCUGCUUUCGAUUGCUGUGGACAGGUAUUUUACUAUCUUUUAUGCCCUCCAGUACCAUAACAUCAUGACGGUUAAGCGGGUCGCGAUCAUCAUCAGUUGUAUCUGGGCAGCUUGCACGGUGUCGGGCAUUCUGUUCAUCAUUUACUCAGAUAGCAGCGCUGUUAUCAUCUGCCUCAUCACCGUGUUCUUUACCAUGCUGGCUCUCAUGGCGUCUCUCUAUGUCCACAUGUUCCUCAUGGCCAGACUUCACAUUAAGAGGAUCGCCGUCCUCCCAGGCACUGGCACCAUCCGCCAAGGUGCCAACAUGAAGGGGGCGAUUACCUUGACCAUAUUGAUUGGGGUCUUUGUUGUCUGCUGGGCCCCCUUCUUCCUCCACUUAAUAUUCUACAUCUCUUGUCCCCAGAAUCCAUACUGUGUGUGCUUCAUGUCUCACUUUAACUUGUAUCUCAUCCUGAUCAUGUGUAAUUCCAUCAUUGAUCCUCUAAUAUAUGCACUCCGGAGCCAAGAACUGAGGAAAACCUUCAAAGAGAUCAUCUGUUGCUAUCCUCUAGGUGGCCUCUGUGAUUUGUCUAGCAGAUACUAA
Eubalaena glacialis (North Atlantic right whale) is the source of this 999-nucleotide messenger RNA. RefSeq names its product melanocortin 4 receptor (gene MC4R). The transcript has a single exon. The record is from RefSeq and is a predicted model, not a curated record. Gene Ontology annotation, cellular component: membrane. The coding region runs from base 1 to 999 and encodes 332 amino acids. Gene Ontology annotation, molecular function: melanocyte-stimulating hormone receptor activity. Gene Ontology annotation, biological process: G protein-coupled receptor signaling pathway. NCBI's taxonomy places the organism in Eukaryota, Metazoa, Chordata, Mammalia, Artiodactyla, Balaenidae.